AUGCAUCCUUACCAGGUUUUAUCGGCGGCUGUUUUAUCAUUUUUUAGAGAAGGAAGGACCAAUAUCGACCUUGUUCAUGACAAUGCCCAAAAAGAAUUAUACAAGGAGACAGAAGUAAUUCGUGGUGUACAGGCACUUCUGCAGAAGACCUUGGAGCAAGCUAAGGAACAAUUAAGAUUGAAUCGAAAAGCUACCUAUAAACUGAAAAAUGAUGCCUCCGACAAGUUACAAGCGCAGAACAUCGACGAAUACGCCUUGAGUCUCAAGAGUACAGACGAAUCGCUUCCUGGGUUGCGCGAUUCAUUGGGUGUCGAUCCUCAAUCUGUUAAUACCGAGGAAUGGCAGAACUUCUCAGUUGAUAACAUUGAAUUAGGAGACAGAGUUCUACAGAAUUCACAGGACCUGCGUAGUCUGAUCGACGGCAUCCUACAGCAAGUAGCAUCAGAUCAAAGGCGUCAGAUUGAAGCCACGAAUCUUGCUUUACAAAAGCGCAUAGAAGAGACCAGGAGCGCCAAGGGUAAACUGGAGGAACACCUAGCCGAAGUUCUCAAGGAAAUUUCCAAAAUGGAAGAUAUGAUUGUUGAAAUAAACAAGGCAAUCCAAGACAAAGAAGGUGCACUUCGCUUGGCAGGAACACGGAUUGAUCUCAGAAAGCAACGCCCAAAUAUUGAGCUAUGCAGAGACGCUGCAGAAUAUAAAUUACUGCAGGAGGUUGAUGAAAUCACGCGAGAUGUAGACGCGUUACAGCAAAGAUUGAAAAUGUCCCAUGAGUCUCUCAAAGGUUUGUGCAGACGACAAUUGGAGCUAGAAGAGGAGAUCCAAAUCAAAGCCGCCACCCUGUUCAUAGAUGAGGUUCAAUGCAAGGGAAUCCGAGAAACUCUCAAGAUUGCUGCAUUUUGA
Messenger RNA from Dicrocoelium dendriticum, 900 nucleotides. The record is from the annotation of a GenBank genome assembly. Lineage: Eukaryota; Metazoa; Platyhelminthes; Trematoda; Plagiorchiida; Dicrocoeliidae.